AUGUCUUCGAAUACAGUCACCUUUAAGCCUACGCUGAUCCUCCAUGGGGGUGCUGGCAACAUCAAACGAGAAACCUUGCCGCCGGAUUUCUACGCCAAACAUUACGCUUCUCUUCAGGCCUAUCUCCGCGCAACCUAUGCACUCCUCAAAAAUGGAUCUACCGCCCUUGAUGCGGCCGUUCAUGCGGUGUCCUUGAUGGAAGACGAUGAGCUGUUCAAUUGCGGCCGUGGGAGCGUAUUCACCACUGCUGGGACGAUCGAAAUGGAAGCUUCCGUGAUGGUGACUUCCAUUCAAGACCCGGAUCCGAGCCGACCCGGAGAAAUGAAACGAGGUGUUGGUGUAAUCGGUGUUCGGAAUGUGCGCCAUCCGAUCUAUCUAGCUCGUGAGCAUCUUCUACGUACUGGUUGCGCCCCAGAUGGCAAGCCGAACUAUGAUGGAGGGAACAUGCAUGCACAGCUGGCCGGGCCUCAUGUGGAGACUCUGGCCCGUGAGUGGGGUUUGGAGAUCAAACCAGAUGAGUGGUUUUGGACGCAGCGUCGGUGGGAUGAGCAUCGCCGUGGACUCAGUGGAGAAGCAGAGCCUCUUUCUCUGAGUCAAGGCACUGUCGGGUGUGUAUGUCUUGAUCAAUGGGGCAACCUAGCUGUUGCAACUAGCACCGGCGGCAAGACUAACAAACUCCCCGGCCGUGUUGGCGACACUCCAACACUCGGCGCGGGAUUCUGGGCCGAAGCCUGGGAUGAGCUUUUGAGUGCACCCACUACAUUCUCCGAUAUUGCGUGUUUAUCGGCCCACAAUUCUCCAAUUACGCUUUCAAAAGAAGGCAUCCUCAAGCGGGCGGGAGGCUAUGUGACAGAAUUUGCUCUCGACCCUCCACCAUAUUCACCCCAUCCAAUAAACUCAAAUUUUGCGAAUUCCGGCUCGGUCUUUGAGAAUCAGGGUUUGUCGUUUGACAGAUUUAGUAAACAUCCAAGGUCUGUCAGACGUGCUAUCGCCGUGUCAGGAACGGGAGAUGGUGAUUCGUUCCUUCGCCUCGCUGCUGCACGCACAAUUGGGGCUCUUGCCAAGCAAUGUGGAACACAUUAUAGUCUCCACAAUGCUGUUGAAGAGAUCGCCGGUCGUGGUGGUCAACUACAACAUUUGGCCGGUGGUCGAUGGUCUGUCACUGGUGAAGGCGAAGGGGGGAUUAUUGGAAUUGAAGCUACACAGGAAUACGCAUGCAGCCCUGCUUCUGGAGAGCUACGGCGUGGCCAAGUGGUUUGGGACUUCAACUGUGGUGGAAUGUGGCGGGCGUGGAUUGAUGAGCAAAAUGGAGAGGAAGUCGAAAGGAUUAUGGUCUUUAGAGAAGAAUAUAAAUAG
Messenger RNA from Penicillium macrosclerotiorum, 1356 nucleotides. Its product is annotated as isoaspartyl peptidase/L-asparaginase. The coding region runs from base 1 to 1356 and encodes 451 amino acids. The record is from RefSeq and is a predicted model, not a curated record. The transcript has 2 exons. NCBI's taxonomy places the organism in Eukaryota, Fungi, Ascomycota, Eurotiomycetes, Eurotiales, Aspergillaceae. Gene Ontology annotation, molecular function: hydrolase activity.